AUCGAUCAGAUCUGUUUCCUCUGUCUGUGCAGUGGUGUUUCGAAAAGGACAGAGAGGGCGUGACCUUGGUGCAGGCCUUCUAGGAGAUCGCAACUUUAUUUUUACUGCCAGCCAAGUAAGAACAUCAUUUCAGCAACAAAAUGGCCUCACCACCAGCAUCUUCUUCCAGUAAAAAUACGAAGUUUCUCCCUUCCCUCCCCUGGCCCGAUGAUUUUGGGUGCGAAAAGUCCAUUCUGCAGCGGUACCCCGCCCUGUUCCUGUGCAUGCGGUCUCUGCUCCCGAUGUGGUUCCCGGAUUUCCAUGGAGAAGCGGAACAUGCGAUAGUGCGGAUAAAGGAGGACUUUCUUGGUGCAGGAAGCAGUAGUUCUGAUGCAGUUACUAUCGAACGACCAUCACGCGACAUUAGUGCUCUUGCAACAUCAUCGCCAGGUAGAAGUUCUUCUAUCGGAGUAGAUGACGAGCACGAGAACUACGUUGCCUACGUCAACGAUUCCUACGCAGUGCAGCAACGGAUCGCCGAAAAUACCCGGCUGGCUUUCAAUCACAAGGUCUUGUCGACAGGAGCACCACACGAUGUUGG
Messenger RNA from Amoebophrya sp. A120, 580 nucleotides. The record is from the annotation of a GenBank genome assembly. Lineage: Eukaryota; Dinophyceae; Syndiniales; Amoebophryaceae.